AUUCGAUCUUUCUGUGCCUCGAGGCAUCCGACCUCCUCGAGAUCACACAGACUUGACAGCUUUUCUUUCCAUGCUUGUUUUUCGUUUGCUUUGUAGUUCAUUUGUCUGGCUAACUAAAUUCCUUUGCUACUUUUCUAGAAUUAUCGAGCCGAGGUGCUCUUGAACUUCUUUCGAAGUCCUUAUAAGUUUUAACGCUACUGAACUCCUCCCGACUGAUCGCUCGCUAUUUCUUUUUCCACAAAGCAGCGUACCUGGUCCUUCUAGGAUCGAUCAAACUUCCACGAGAUCUGGCAACGCGCACCGCCAAGCAGCGUUUUUGACUUGUAUGGAGCUAGUUGUAUGGAGCCAGAUGUCAACCCGCGUAUCUAAACCGCUCAAACGGAGGCUACAAACUUGCGACUUACGGGGCCGUUGUGGACCACUCCAACGCUUACUCAGCUUCGCGGAGAAUCUGGAAAUCUGGUUGAGAGCAGAUAACUCGGCGGCUUAUACGAUUCGAUGCGAUUUGAUACGUUGAAUCCUUCUCUCAAGUCGGGCGACUGAUCAAGUCAACCGAGUAAAUCUCCAAAACCGUGUGGCGCACAGCUACGAGCCAGGGACAAUAAAGGAAGAUGUGAUCCAGUUGACCAGUUAUAGAUCAAAGUUCUCGGAAACAUGGGCCACCAUUCUCACGUGGGCAGCCCACCUUGGUCACCAAUAACAGUGCCUUGUGGUGGCGAGCCGGGCCCUUGAGUUGCAUAGAUUCGCGAGCGAAAACGAACUGUAUGGUAUCCCAUUCUCGACAGCGGACGGCGCGUGGAGCGAGGCGGGGGUCCGUUGUGAAGUAUCUAUCGAGCUCACGUGAAAAUUAUCCAGAGCUGCUUCCUUUCAUUAUGUAUAUAGCCGGGGAGCUAUAAUGGAGCAAGCUACGAGACAACAAAACAAGCAGAGAGGAAAGGAGAUGGCGAAGGAGAUGCAGGCCCUAGGAGCUGCUAUUUCUCUCUCGUCUUCUUCUUUGUUUUUUUCUUUACAACGGGAGGAGGUACGUUAUGUGUCUCUUAUCGGGUGGAAUGGAAACAUCAGGGGAUCUGAGCUCUACUAUCGAGCGUACGGGUUCUUGUGGGCCUCUACAACAGCGACGCAGUCGACCCUGAGAGCGAUCCGGAUCUGCGAAAAUCCUGCUGCUCUUAACAGAUCUCGGAACUCGCGUUCAGAUCUUUCCUUGCCAAGGAAAUGCGCCAUCAUGACCAAGUCGUAACUUAGAGCCACCCGAGCUCGCUGGCUGUGAUCCCCCGGGUCAGGUGCGAGGAACUCCACCAUUAUGAUCUUGCCUCCGUUCUUGAGCGACUUGUAGCAGUUGUUCAACACUUUGAUGCAGGCAUCGUCGCUCCAGUUGUGCAUUAUGUGCUGCGGCAUUAAAAGCAU
Selaginella moellendorffii is the source of this 1404-nucleotide messenger RNA. RefSeq lists its product as uncharacterized. Lineage: Eukaryota; Viridiplantae; Streptophyta; Lycopodiopsida; Selaginellales; Selaginellaceae. Bases 896 to 1237 code for a protein of 113 amino acids. The record is from RefSeq and is a predicted model, not a curated record. The transcript has 3 exons.